AUGCAGACUCCCUUUACCCUGUCGGCGGAUCCCGACACCGACAUAUGGAAGAAGCCGCCCGCGCAUGACGCCUUCAACGCCCCCUACCUCACGCACUCCAAGGGCACCGUGGACUCGUUCGUCCGUGCCGUCAUCACCUUCGAGGCUUGCUAUGCCCGACAGUUUGACCAGGCCGGCAUCCUGCUCAAGUUCAGCAAGCCGGCCACCGGGGAGAGGAAGUGGAUCAAGUCCGGGGUUGAGCUCUUCGACAACCGCGCGCGCCUGUCCACCGUCUGCACGGACAACUACUCCGACUGGAGCGUGUCGGACGCUCCUCGCGGAGACGAGAUUCGCGCCGGGGCGAGACGCGUCACGGUGAGCGUGGAGCGCAACGUGGACGAGACGGGCCAGAGCCUCUGGGUGUACCACGUCGAGGGGGGCGGGAAGACGCCGCUGAGGGAAAUCAACUGGCCGUACGGAACGGCGACGGCAGCGCACGGCUGGGAACUGCAAGUUGCGGCGACGGUUGCGAGGCCCUCCAAGGCAGGGGCAGGGGCAGGGGCUGGGGCUGGGGUUGGGCCUCUGAGCGCUACGUUUGUCGAGUUUGACGUGCAGUGGGAGACGACGACGACGACGACGACGACGACGACGACGACGACGACGACGACGACGACGACGACGACGACGACGACGACUGCCAAGUUGGACGACGCCUAG
Messenger RNA from Ustilaginoidea virens, 696 nucleotides. RefSeq lists its product as uncharacterized. Lineage: Eukaryota; Fungi; Ascomycota; Sordariomycetes; Hypocreales; Clavicipitaceae. The transcript is spliced from 2 exons. The record is from RefSeq and is a predicted model, not a curated record. Bases 1 to 696 code for a protein of 231 amino acids.